Molecule: messenger RNA, 8744 nt
Organism: Sarcophilus harrisii (Tasmanian devil)
Lineage: Eukaryota; Metazoa; Chordata; Mammalia; Dasyuromorphia; Dasyuridae
Gene: CDS2
Product: CDP-diacylglycerol synthase 2
Exons: 17
Coding region: 567-1856 (429 amino acids)
Cellular component (GO): endoplasmic reticulum membrane
Molecular function (GO): phosphatidate cytidylyltransferase activity
Source: RefSeq, a predicted model, not a curated record
GUAAGCGGUGUGGCCCCGCCCCUCCAUCUUCAUCCUCCUCCUGGACUCUUCUGUUUUAUGCACCCGUCCACCCUCUCAAAUCGGGAACACUUAUUUAUUGAACGAUAAACGCAACUCUAUGCUGGGGAUAGAGAGACCAAAAUGAACUUCUAUUAGUUUCUGGCGGGGAAGCAAGGAAGCCACUCAUUUUGAGGCAGAAUGCCCUAGUGGAAAAGAACAUUGGAGUUGGUGCCAGAAAGCCUGGGUUCGAGUUCAGGACUACAUCGGGAGUAUUGGAAAUCUGGGCAUUACAGGACCAUAGGAUGAUGCAUCUAAAGCUAGAAAAGACCUGCGAGGCUAUUCUAGUCCAUCCAUCUCCACUGAGGCCCAGGGAAGUGAAGUGACUUGUUUCCCAACAUCAGAGGGUGAAGACAUCAGAUCAGAGACAUUGUUCGAUUUGCCCAGGGUCACACAGCUACUGUCUGCCAGCUUCAUUUUGUGCCUGUCGUGCCACCUGAACAGAGAAGGCUGCUCUGCUAGGAGUAGAUUUUCUUUUGGCUUUAGUUUCCUCUGCUCCCUUCUGGAUUAUGGAGUCUGAGGUGGAAACAAAGACAGAUGGGGAGACUGCAUCAGACAGCGAAAGCCGAGCUGAACCUGCACCAGUACCCACCUCUGAUGAUACUCCUGAGGUUUUCAACCGAGCACUGUCAAAUUUGUCCUCAAGAUGGAAAAACUGGUGGGUGAGAGGUAUCCUGACUUUGGCUAUGAUUGCCUUUUUCUUCAUCAUCAUCUAUUUGGGACCUAUGGUUUUAAUGAUGAUCGUAAUGUGUGUUCAGAUUAAAUGUUUCCAUGAGAUCAUUACGAUUGGCUAUAAUGUGUAUCACUCAUAUGACUUACCUUGGUUCAGGACUCUCAGUUGGUACUUUCUACUGUGUGUGAAUUAUUUUUUCUAUGGUGAAACAGUGACUGAUUACUUCUUCACUCUGGUCCAGAGAGAGGAACCUUUGAGGAUUCUCAGUAAAUAUCAUCGUUUCAUUUCCUUUGCUCUUUACCUAACAGGGUUCUGCAUGUUUGUAUUGAGUCUUGUUAAGAAGCAUUACCGACUCCAGUUCUAUAUGUUUGGUUGGACUCAUGUGACUCUGCUUAUUGUUGUGACCCAAUCUCAUCUAAUUAUCCACAACUUGUUUGAAGGGAUGAUCUGGUUUAUUGUCCCCAUUUCAUGUGUGAUCUGUAAUGACAUCAUGGCUUAUAUGUUUGGCUUUUUCUUUGGUCGAACCCCACUCAUCAAGCUUUCUCCAAAGAAAACAUGGGAAGGUUUCAUUGGAGGAUUCUUCGCCACUGUGGUGUUUGGGCUUCUGCUCUCCUAUUUAAUGUCUGGAUACAGAUGCUUCAUUUGUCCUGUGGAGUUCAACAAUGACACCAACAGCUUCACUGUGGAUUGUGAACCCUCAGAUCUCUUCAGACUUCAAGAAUACAACAUCCCUUUGGUGAUCCAGUCCAUCAUUGGCUGGAAAACAGUCCGAAUGUAUCCCUUUCAGAUCCACAGCAUUGCCCUUUCUACCUUUGCCUCCCUCAUUGGCCCCUUUGGAGGUUUUUUUGCAAGUGGAUUCAAACGGGCCUUUAAAAUCAAGGAUUUUGCCAAUACCAUUCCUGGCCAUGGAGGUAUCAUGGACCGCUUCGACUGCCAGUACCUGAUGGCUACCUUUGUUAAUGUGUACAUUGCCAGUUUUAUCAGGGGACCUAAUCCAAGUAAGCUGAUUCAGCAGUUUUUGACUUUGCGUCCAGAUCAGCAGCUUCACAUCUUCAGCACGUUAAAGGCUCACCUUAUUGACAAGGGGAUGUUGACUGCCAGCACUGAAGACCAGGAGGCAACCUAAAAAGAGGACAGUAGGAUCAGAACUGAGCUCUAGGGCAAGUCUUCAACUCAGUCCCAGCUUGUAUGCCGUCAAGACCAUUAUAAGACCUCAUUUCACUGUUUUCUUUUUUUUUUUUUUUGUAGAAUUUUUUUUGUGCUAUGGGUUUUAAAGAACAAAUACCUAUCUAUAUAUACAUACAUAUACUCCAUAUGUGUGUUUAUAUGAUGUAACUAAGUGUGUAAAUCAGAGCUUUGAGUUGGAAAAAAAUCACAGGAGUUAAACCUAUAUGGGUUUAAGCAAAAUAAAAUACAGAAUCCUUAAGAUUGGGGCCAUCUGUUCCAAGAUUUGUACUGUUGGAUCCAGGGCCUUUAAAUUUAACAGAGAGCAGAGCCAUCAUCAAAUAUGGGCUGAUGGCCGGACCGGAGAGUAAAUUUCACCCACUUCUGCAGCUUUUCUAGAUAGUCUAAAACUCAUGCACAGCCCGAAUUACUUUGCAGUCACAGAAAGCUUUCACCACAAACCAUUUUCAAGUUCCAGCAUCAGUUCUGGAAUGAAAGCAUAGUUGUCUUCUGAUAUGAAAGGAAAACAUGAUGUCUGAUAAAGGUUUAUUUAUUGAAAAAAAUAUUAAUGAGAUGACAUUUCAUUUAAGAAAUCCCACUUUGAGUGAGCAUUAUCAUUAUUUGAUUUUCACUUUUGCUCCAGUGCACUUUAGAAGAUGUCUUUCAGUUUUAAUUAAAAGCAAACAAGAAACCAUGGAGCAUGAAAAUUGAUUUAAAAAUAAAGUCUGGAUGGGGAGAAUGCCCACACAGUAGUGUUUCACCUGUCAACAAGAAAGCAUACCUAGCCCAAAUAUACAGAGUCUCUUACAUUAUUAGAUAUAGGCCCUAACUAGAAUAGCAUAGCUCAUUCUGUCACUCUUCAGGGAUUAAUUAUGUCACUCAUGUCUGUCUGCUGUAUUUAAGCUGGAGACUUGAUGCUGCUGAAUCAUUUCUGUUGAUUUUGUGUUUUUCUUUGAGCAAAGAAUAGGGAGGGAUUGGCUUCUAGCCUAUGGGCUCUUUGCUUUUAUCUUUUACUCAGUUGACUUAAAUUGUACUUGUUGAAUUGUUGGUGUCUGUGUAAAUAUUCACCAAUAUGUUAACUAUUAUGUGUCUCAUCUAAAUGGAACCCUCCUGCAAACCCAACCCAGUCUAAGUCCUUGAGAACCUUUGUACAAUUCUGAAUACUUUGGUAGUUAAAUCCAUAAUCAGUCUCUGACAUUAUUAAUGACAGCCUACUUUGUCUUUGCCCAGAGGUCUUAAAAAAGAAAAAAAAGUUGUAACAUUUUUUUCUUCUUGAGUACAGGAUGAAAUUGACAGAAGAGACAAGCUUGUAUCUCUAAGCCUGGAGAUACAUCGAGGCAACCAAAGGUGAUUCUGGAGAGAGAGAUUUUGGUAGUCUGAUGGAGGAGGUUCAGAUCACACUGUGUCAGUGCGGUCCACUUGCUCUGUUGAAAAUGGAGAUGUGUAAUCUAAUGUGUUUUUAAUUUCUUUGGCACCUUGGUCUGUUUAGCUGUGUCUUUUACUAGCCUUGUUACCUUUCUGUAGUCAUUAGGCCAAACCACUGGGGCCUUGGCACAGGCCAAAUAUCUUACUGAGGACAAGUUGGGUAUUAGCUGGGAGAAGCAAAGCUGAGGUACAUCUUUACGUGUGUGGAAUAAAAAUAAAUUCUGUGUGUGUGUGUGUGUGUGACAGAGAGAGAGAGAGAAUAUGAAUGAAUAAACAAGAACACAUCAGUAUUUUCUUUUUUCUUUAGUGCCAAGACCUCCUUAUGAGGUAUUAUGCUACAGUGCAAGGGGUUUUGGAGUUUGAAGAUCUGUGUUUUAGUUUUCAUUUGCUAGUGUUCUAAUUUGUAGAAAAUAAUUUAUUUUGCCUGAGACUUGGUUUUUUUUUUUUAAUCUAUAAAAUGAGAGGUUUGAAAUAGGUGAUCUCUAAAGUUCCUUCUAUUGCUUUGAAAUGCUCUGAUUCUGGUUGGGCAGAGAUAAAAUACAAAAGGUUACUUUUGUUAUCGAGUUAUUUUCUGGCAUCCCAAAAUAAACUUAUUCAGAGCCUAAAUCUCUAAGAGGAAAAUCAACAAUGGAUUCUUGGCUUUGACAUUGGAAUGAUGUUAAGUAUAUAUCUAGUCUGAGAAUCAGACUUAUUAAUUCAUUCUGGAUUUGGUAUAUUGGUUGGCAUUCUUUCAAUGGUAGAACCUUAUUUACAAUUCAAAGAAGGAAACUGGAAUGCUAUCCCUAGGAAUACUGUGUUAAAAGAAUCUUGAUAAGAAAAGAGAAUCUGACAACUCAGGUGAUACUGGCACAAUUGAGUUUUUCCUUUUUUCAGUAAAAUCUCAGUGUAGCCUGGACAAGGAGGACAUUUUGACUGUACUUGGGAUCAUUGUAGGGCUUGGUAUGGUGUCACCUCUUAGGUGAAAAGUAAGGUCAUGGCAUAGUUUUUGAGGAUGGCAAAAUCAUAAGUAAUAAACUUCUGACUGAAAUGACACUUCUAGAUUUUCUGUAGAGACAUUGUUUUUUCCUUCUGCUUUUAUCCCUUCUGUCAGAGUUGCUGGCAAGUAACUUGGUUUGAAUUGAUUUGAACUUCAUAUUUUGUCUUCAAAAGAUAUGUGAUUUCAGUAGUGUGAGUGUUCAUCCACUAUAGAUCUCAACCCAUAGAAGAUAAAUAUUUUCAAGCCAAGUCAACUUGUAAAGCACCUCACCUCUUGACAAGUCUCUGAUGGAGGCUCCUUUAACUUAUCUAGUCUUGAACUUAAAUGGUUUGGGAAUGAUUGCUAUACAAGUUUAUGGUUUAAAUCUUUAUUCAAAGAUUUUUCAGCUUUAUGAGGACUCUUGUCAGAGUUUAUAAUACAUUGGCAAUAGUGCCUGAGAGCCCAAAAUUAUUCCCAUACCUCAAUGUAUUUGUUGAAUUUAGGGUCAGAUAGAAGGAGGCUGCUGACCUCCUGUAGAAAUUCACCUCCUUAACCCCUUAGAAGUACCAUUAUUAAACACAGCUAUCCUUCUCGCUUCAGGUGUCUCUUAUUACAUGUGCCCACCAUAGUCUCAUAGAAGGAAACUGCAAACAGACAAUGUCGAAGGAGGCAUAUGAUUAGGAAUAGUGAUCCGAUGAUUACACGUAAGCCGUGGAAGCCAGUUGCUACAAAGAAAGUUGAGCCAUAAAUGCCAUCAGAAAUAGUGAACGCUGCUUCAUACCUGAAGGACACGAUCUGUCCAUCUGAAAACAAAUUUAAAUCUAAAAUUGGCCACAGUAUGAUGAGCUUUAAAUCAUAGUAUUCCAGGAAGACCUUUUAUUAUGGUGAGAUGAGGUAGUAAUUUGCAUCAUUUGAGGAAGUAUCCACACCAAAGGAGUAUAUAUUUUUCCCCCUUUUCAUUGGUUUCCACCUACUUUUUUUCACUUUUUUGCCCUUCAGACAGUAAUUGACUUUAGUUGAGUAAGAAAAAAAAAUAACCCACUAACUGUGAAAGUAUCUAAAAUGUAAAAAACUCAUGAAACUAUGAAGUAGUUAGCUUAUUAGAUGGCUAGAGAAUCAUGGAUCGAGGCCAGACACCCUCCCUAGUCAUAGCUUUUGUUUACAAUAGGCAAGAAGUUGUAGAAGAUCCUAUCCAAACCCAUCAUCACUGCUUCAAAACCAAAUGAUUUUGCCCUGUUGAGGGUAUAAAGAUAAUAUUAUCUUGUAAUGAUAAUUACACAUUUUUACAACACUUUUAGGUUUACAAAGUACUUUGCUCAUAUUAAUCUCAUAGAGUGAGUAAAACAAGUAUUAUUAUCCUUACUUUACAUAUGAGAAGAUUAAAGUGGGUACAAAAAGUAAAAAAAGAAAAAGGAGUAGGCUUCUGUGGGUUAGGAAAGAGCUCUUUGAAAUAUUGAGGUUGAAUAAAGAAAGAUGCUCUGGCCUUUCUAAAAACUGUUUGCUGGGGUCAGUAUUUCAGUUUCUGCUUUUGGCAGGACUUUCCUAAUUGCGAAUCUAGAACUCUCUCCACUAUAGAGAAAAUUAAUGUGGAAAGUGGAUUUCUUGACCUUGAAUGAGUAAUUCUUCAGCCUCCUUUUUUGACAAAUUAUACUGGAUUGUCUUUUUUUUAAUUCAUCUUUUUGAUUCUUUAUCCAUUCUUUUUAACACCAUCCUCUUUCACUAUUAAUAGCAACUAAAACAUUUUAAAACUUCUUUUGGAGGAGGAAAUCUCUGUUAAUUUGUCUGUUUUUAAGAAUAUUAUUAGAUAAAAGAACAAGUACUGAGGAGUUAAGAGAAGAAAGUUAAUUGUUUUUUGUACUUCUUAUUCAAAUUCAGAUUCAGAUUUCAUCACAGUGUAACAGUGGUAUUUGAAGAUAAAGGUCUGGAAGUAUACUAUCGGAGAGAUCCUAUUAUACAAAUGUUGCCAUCAAGAUAGGGAGCAUUGUGUUAUAAAAGAACCUUGGAGUAGGAAUUGGGAAACCUGACUUUAGUAUUGACUUUUACCACAUAGUAGUCAUAUAAUCCCUUUAAAAAUCCCCUUCAAAACCUUGGUUUUGUUGACAUGAGAAGCUUGUAUUAAUUGAUUUCUGAGGUUCCAUCCAAUUUACUAUUUUACAUUCUGAUUCCUACUAGUGCUAAUAUUCUGUGAUUUCCUAUAACUAGAACAGUACAAAACUUAGAAAAAUUAAUCCUUUUUUCCCUAGGUGGCCUUUUAUAAAGGAAACCAGGGUACAUGCAGUUUAGGGAAAACAGUCUGUUUCAGGGUCCAAGAAUUAUGUUCCAUUUGCAGUUAUGGAUUGCAGCAUGAAUUAGUUGUUUCUUUCUUUCCUCUCUCUAAUUUGUCAUAAGAUGAAGACUCAAACCCUCAAAUUUGUGAUUCUCCUGGUUAUGGUUUUUUUCCUUCCAAUAGCUCAGUUGGGAAAAGUAAGUUGAAAAAGUAUAUGUUGAAUUGUUGCAAAUUUUUUUUCUUUUCUUCCCCCCGCCCCCUAAAGUUGGUUUGAUCGCUGGUCUUGAGAGAUAAUUUGAAGUUGUUGAUAUGAACUGAGUGAUAAUGCCUUUGCUCAAUUCUCAAGCUGAAGGUAUUAUUGUCAUAAUCUUUGUAGAACAUCUGGUGAUGAUAGGAAACAUAUCAGGCAUAAAUAUAGCACAGGAUAACUUGUAGUAGUGCUGGUGGCUAUAGUUCUCCCUGAGAGUACAACGACACUCCAUUAAUUAAUUAGUCGUUGACUGUCUAGAGUGGAGGCAGAUUCUCUCUGGCCAAGAAUGGCUUCUUCAGCAUUUGUUUUAUUUAUUGGUUUCAGUAGCCAAACCACUUCUUAUUCCUCAUCGAACAUGGCAACUUAUUGGCUUGUAUCUUUGCUCGUUGCUGGUGUGGCAGAUCUUCAGGUUCAGUGGCAGGGUCAAAGGAGUUGACUAAGUGUUACCAAUUCAUUAGCUUAGGUGUCUGAGUCAAGAAGACCAGAAUGUAUGUUCUGCAGGCAAAAAUUAAACACAUUGAAAUUUAUAUUAAUAGUAUGAUGACUUUGUUCCUCAGACAAUUUGAUUAUAAUUCUUUGAGUUAAUGUUUUUUUCAAAAACUGAGAGGGUGUUAAGUGCAGAUACAAAGAACUUGGUCAGUUGUAGGAACCCAGCAACAGUUUUGUGGCCUAUGGUUACCCUCAAGGGUACUUAGCUAUCCUCUUUGGAAGCUAAAGCUCCUCUUUUGGUGAAACGAGAGGAAGCUUAACUGUUUUUUUCAGUUUCAAGCUAGUCACUAUCUAGUAUGGUGUUGUUGGCCACGUUCUUCAAGGUUUCUUGACUAGAAAAGAUCUUUUGACUUUACCUCCUAUAGAUUCUACCUGCUAGUUAAUGCAGUAGUAGUUUCUUGUUUCUAGAAAUUUGGGAUUUAAUAAUUCUUUUCAAAAUUUUAUGUUUCAAAGCAAGGAUCUGGGCUAGUGAUUAUGCUGCCACCGCCUCUAACUUCUUCUUUGUGCAGCUGUUAUAUUCAUUCAUGAGAUCUUGAUUCAUCGACUUCGAGGUUUGGCAGUUGUAUUUUCAUCCCCUCUCCUAAUGUACAUUGUUAUCUCUUUAUACCUUCCUGAGUUGCCAGAGCUGGAAAAAAAAGAUCAAUUGUUUACCACAGGAUGUUUGCAACUUUACAAAGUUGGUUAGAUUUUGCUAUUCUGAUAUGAGACAGUCUAUUAGUCAAUCCCUAUUGGAAGCCUUUCUAGCUCAGUACAUAGCUUGCCAAAGGUCUUGCUCUGCUGAUAGAGCCUAGGAGAACUCAGCAUCCCCUCUACAUUGGGGCACCCUCUACGCUCAUCUAAGAACCUUUUCUUCAUGUUUUAGUUACAACUAGAGGAGAAGGUCCAUUUCUGUGUAGUAAACACUAUAUAUUUAUGUUAAAGGGACAGAAGAAUAAUGCCAGAGAAUUAUGUUUCUCUCUCCACAUUGGGGUUCAUGAGAAAAUAAAUGCCCAUCCAUCUUAACAGUUUUGAUAAACUCACAAAUGUAUUGAAUAAGAUGUGGAUCCUGAGAUCACCUUAGGAUGAGGCAACAGAUGUGGUAUAAAUACACACAUAACCAAUAUGAGACUGUGGAGAAAUUUAUCCAGUAAAAUUGAGCUAAUGGGGUAUCUUGAAGUUUAGAUUGAAUUAUUUAGCUUUCUGUUUCUCUUCAACUGUGAAAUUUUUUAAGGUAUUAUAUUUGAAAUCAAGAGAAAUCUGGAGGCAGUGAAGUACAGGAAUGAAAAGAAUAGACUUCAGGAUAAGAUGCCCUUCACAUCUGAUUGGUGAACUCUAGGAAAUUCACUUCCUCUCUCAGUGCCCCAAACAGCUCAGUAAAUUGCACAGUAAGUGUCGAUUCCUAUUAGUAGAAGAGGGAGUUUUCUUAUCCUGGCUAGGCCUGGCCCUGCCUGCUGUUAUAGCACAGGUGGACAUGUGUGUGUGUAAU